CAAGGGCCCAUCUUCAAUUGAGGGCUGCGCCUCGGCAUUAUUAUCUCGGCACAACAAUCUCUGUUCGCCUUCUCUUCCAUCCUUUGCAAUUCAAGCCCUGUUGUUCAAUCCAGCACUGCAAAACCAUGAUUAGCAUUCUUGCACAAGAGCGUCUUCUCGGUGCUGCCUUGGGGAGUGCUUUCGUGGGUCUUGUUGUUUUUGAGCAAAGGAAACGCAUUUAUGAAUCUAUUUCUGCUGAUCGUAAUCAAUUGGAUUCUCAAUCUCAGUUGAGAGAGCCCAUAUUUGGAAAGCAAUUUCGCACGCAGUUUGAACUUAUGUGGAACAAAGCUGUGGAUGAAACGUUUAGACCAGUGGUUGCUUCUCUUAAUUCACGCAGGCAAUAAAGCUUUUGCUGUAUUUUAAAGAUAAAUGUAUGAGUAUCUUUAUCAUUUUUUGGGGAGAUUUGUACAUGCAAGGGCAUGUCUAUAUUUGUACCUCUUAUACUUCCUAAAUCAUUUUUAUGGGACAGGUCACCUGGACCAGUCUCAUGAUUCAGUAACAUUUAACCUUAUGUGGUUAUGCUUGAAUUAUACUGUAUAAGACAUACAGAAUCGUAAUUUCUUUGUUUAUCUUUGUA
Manihot esculenta (cassava) is the source of this 616-nucleotide messenger RNA. RefSeq lists its product as uncharacterized. The coding region runs from base 126 to 383 and encodes 85 amino acids. The transcript has 3 exons. NCBI's taxonomy places the organism in Eukaryota, Viridiplantae, Streptophyta, Magnoliopsida, Malpighiales, Euphorbiaceae. The record is from RefSeq and is a predicted model, not a curated record.